CUCCUAGGUUAUCCUAAACUUACCUAAGUCUCUUUAAUAUUUAGGAUAAAGAUCCUAAGUGUUCUUAUCCCCCCUAGCCCGAUGACAGAGAAGCCGGUUGCUUUAACGUAGCAUUUCCCUUUUUCUGGCAUGUGACGUGGUAGACAUCUGCCGUUGUCUUUUUCCCCAAUCAUCCAACUGCCGAGAGAUGGAAGUUUCCGUGCCAUGGCACUUUGGCUCCUGUUCUAUGUUGAGUGACGUCAAUCUCUCGUGGAGGUUCCCGUGCACUAAGAAUAACCUCUCGGUACUUAACAGUCGAACCGGCCAGCUUCAAUCGAUCAUGAAGUUAGAGGCCUUCGCUCAUUUCAUUACUUAUUCCACAAAGCCCAACUACAAAUAUGGGCAGUCUCGAUGACGCCAUUCCUCCAUUCCCAGAUGAUGUGCCAACAGUGCCAAUCGCCCGGAUCUCAUACUCCAAGCUCAAAAACUUUGACCAAGAUGAGAUGAUAAAAGUCCUUGAAGCCUCACAAUCAGACGGCUUCUUCUAUCUAGACCUGACCGAUGAUCCAACGGGGAAAGCUCUUCUGAACGACACUGAAGAUGUCCUCGCCAUCUCAAAACGCGCGCUCAACAUUCCUCUAGACCAAAAGACGGAAUGUCUUGCAGAGAGGGGAAAAGAAAUGUUCGGCUACAAACCAGCUGGUGCAGUUAAGCAGACAGACAAAGACUCGCGACCUGAUACUACUGAGUUCUUCAACGUGAGCAAGGAUCACUUGUUGGGAAACUCAGAGACGCGGAAAUAUCCGGCAGAGAUCACUGAUCGUUGGGCAGAGUUGGGAAAGUUUGCUGAAGAUUGUCAUUCUUUGGGUCUUCACAUCCUUCGAAUCUUGGCGGAACAGCUUGAUCUACCGUCUGAUGAGUUUUUGAAAAGAAACAAGAUUUCUUCACUUUCUGGAGAUCAUAUCCGGAUGACCAAAAUGCCAGGUUGCGACUCUGCAGAUGCUAAAACAAUUGGUCUUGCCUCCCAUACAGACUUCGGCAGCAUCACCGUCCUGUUUAACUGGGUCGGCGGUCUCCAGAUCCAAUCUCACGAUCCCGCAAAACAAGGAGAUUGGGCAUUUGUCAAGCCCUUACCAGGGCACGCUAUUAUUAAUCUGGGCGAUGCGAUGGUUAAGUUUAGUAAUGGUCGUCUCAAGUCUGGAAAACACCGUGUUGUACCUUUGCCGGGACCGCAAGGAAAACGAGAUCGAUAUAGUUUGGUGUAUUUCGUGAGACCAGCCGAUGAUGUUUUGAUGGAACCGGUUGAGAAGUACAAGGAUGAGCCUGUUGUCGCUGUUGGGGGAAAGGUUGGUGAGGAGAGGGUCUAUACGGCUGGGGAGUGGUUGGCACGCAGGUUGAAACAGAUGUCAAAGUGAAACAGCAAUUUAAUUAACAAGCUUUCCGG
Molecule: messenger RNA, 1423 nt
Organism: Fusarium redolens
Lineage: Eukaryota; Fungi; Ascomycota; Sordariomycetes; Hypocreales; Nectriaceae
Exons: 1
Coding region: 378-1394 (338 amino acids)
Molecular function (GO): dioxygenase activity
Source: RefSeq, a predicted model, not a curated record